This is a messenger RNA of Biomphalaria glabrata, 4316 nucleotides long. RefSeq names its product cell division control protein 45 homolog. The transcript is spliced from 18 exons. Gene Ontology annotation, biological process: double-strand break repair via break-induced replication; mitotic DNA replication preinitiation complex assembly; DNA replication initiation. The record is from RefSeq and is a predicted model, not a curated record. Gene Ontology annotation, cellular component: DNA replication preinitiation complex. Bases 162 to 1850 code for a protein of 562 amino acids. Gene Ontology annotation, molecular function: DNA replication origin binding; chromatin binding; single-stranded DNA binding. Lineage: Eukaryota; Metazoa; Mollusca; Gastropoda; Planorbidae.
GUUUGCUUUUUAUGGCGGGUUGAAACAAAUAAAGUUUAAAGUAAAGAUCUACAUCUAGACUAGGAUAUAUAUAUUGCUAGAUCUAUAAAAUAGAUCUAGACUCUAGAUCUAAAGAGUCUAAAUCCAUUCUCUGACAUUUGUUAGUGACAAUUAUUUUCAUAAUGCUGGUUAGAGAUUUCAAACGUGAAUUCUAUGAUGUUGUACAACACCAGAGAGUGCUGGUUCUCGUUGCUUUUGAUGUCGAUUCACUUUGUGGAUGCAAAAUAUUACAGUAUUUAUUCCAGUGUGACCAAGUUUUAUAUACAAUUGUCCCAGUGACAGACUUACAAGAACUGGAAAAAGCUUUCCUUGAAAAUGCUGAAGGAAUUAAACAUGUGGUACUAAUCAACUGCGGUGCCACAGUGGACAUCGUGGACUUGUUGCAGCCUGAAGAUCAUGUUCGUUUUUAUAUUUGCGACAGCCACAGACCUGUGGACGUGCAUAACUUUUACAAUGCUGUUCAAGUCAAACUUUUAAUGAGGGAAGAUGAGCUGUCUACCAUUCCGACCUAUGAUGAACUGUUUAGAGAUGAUUCUGAAGAUUCUGGCAAUGAAAGUGAAGACUCAGACACUGGGUACAAGAAGAAAAAAUUUGACGAAGAAUCAAUUAUACGCAGGCAAGAGAAAAGGAGAUGGAGUGAAAACAGAGUGAAAGUUUUGUUUGAUUACACAAAGUUUACAUCUUAUGGAACAUCAGCUGCGCUGGUCAUGUUUGAUCUUGCUUGGAAACUUUCGAAAGAUACCAACACGUUACUUUGGCUGGCCAUAGUUGGUGUCACUGACCAAUAUAUUCAUUUCAAAACACCAAGAGACAAAUACAUGGAGGAUAUAUUGACGCUGCAGUCUCACGUGUCUAGACAUAACCAAAGGGGAGGUGACAACGAAAACACUUUGUCAAUAAACAGUCUUAAGAUUUCUUUUGAGGAGGAACUCAACUUUCCCCUCUAUCGACAUUGGACUCUGAUGGACACCAUCUGCCACUCCAUGCCAAUUGCCUGUAAACUGCGUCUCUGGUCAUUGAAGGGGCAAAAGAGGUUGCAUGAAUUUCUAGCAGAAAUGGGAUUACCCUUAAAUCAAUGUAGACAACAGUUUGGUGCGAUGGAUGCUAACCUAAGGUCAGAAGUCAAAGGAAAAAUCCAAGAGUUCAUGAGUAAAUAUGGCUUGGACAUCCAAGAUGUCAUUCUACCCUCCUUCUCCCUCCAUUAUGGAUACAAGAGUCAACUGUGUGCCACAGACUAUGUACUGUCUAGUAUAGCUGUAUUAGAAUCUGGGGAUAAGUCAAGGUCAUCUACGGAUAAUUUCCUUGAAGCUUGUGAUAUUCUUCAAAAAGGUUGUACUGACAAAAUGGAAGCUGGUCUGUCGGCAGCUAAGCUACAGUUGAGAAGUAUCUACACCCAAGUUCAGAGUUUCCUUGAAAUGCAUCAGAUCAUCUCGGCAGGACCAUUUCUCUAUGUCUUUGUUCAGGAGGGUACGGCAGACUCGUCCUACUUUGCUCAUCCUCAAUGUUCUAUAAGACUUGCCAGGUUUGCACUUCAAGCACACUGUGCCGUGAGUCGCAACAAGCGUGCUCAGAGUCUGCCUCUUGUGCUGGGGGCACCAUUGCGACAGGAAGAAGGUACAAGUUUAGUUGUUGGCAUACCUCCACUCGACACUGAUGAUGAAAGGAAAAAUUUCUUUGGCAAAGCUUUUGAGCAGGCUGCAGAAGCAACAAAUACAACAGCCAAAUUUAACAAUUUUGAUUCCUACAUCAUUGAGAUGAAGUCAGAGGACAAGAGCAAAUUUUUUGAUGCAUUGAUCAGUAUCUUACAAUGAUGGUGCUGGUUCAUCUCUAUCACAUGAUGGAUUGGAUGCUUGAUGGAUGGAAAUAGCUUGGUGCUCUGACUGUAAUUUGGGCUCUUUGUUGACAAUGGCUUUGGUUACUUGUACAGUCUAGUUCUUGUAACACUUAAUUUAUUUCACAUGUAUAAAUGUAAAAUAGACAUACAUUACACUUCGUUUCUCUCAUAUUGCAAUAAACUAGGCAUUGAUUACGAUGUCGUUUUCAUUAACUGUGAACUAGGUAGUAGUUAUAAUGUUUGAACUCUGUGAAGACAUUUUCUGUUUAGUAGUGACAGAAAAUAGCAAAAAGUCUCAACAUUUUUUCCCCCUUUGUUGUCAAUGUGUAAUAUAUCAUUUAACUCUAUUGAGACACACUGACUGCAAAAAUGAAAAUCUUAUGCUGAAAAAAACUUGUGUACAUAAUUCAUGAAAUGUAUAGUGCCAUAUUAAAUAUCUAUGUAUAAUGAUAGUACCAUUGUUGGUUCAAGGCAAUUUUUAAAAAAUACUUUGAUUCCACGUAAAUCCCUGCAUAUGAAAUACAAGUAGAGCAUUUAAUGAAAUCUGGAGAUGUAAUUUUAAAGUCUAAAUUUAUAAAUAAUUGUUGCCUAUUUAAUGAUACACAUGAGGAGCUGAUAUAGAUGUAAUUUAAGUCUUGGCUAUGCAUCACAAACUAGGCUACCUGUUUCUUGGUGUGACUGCUAUGACAGCUAUAAAUAGAUGUUAUAGUCAAAGGUGUGAAAUACACUUCUUGCAAGUUAAAGAAUUUUAGGUUUAACUUGGCUUCAGAGCUACUUGACAACCUACCAGUGUUCAACAAGAUACUUAGAGCACAGAUUUAAACCUAUUGCUUUGAAGUCAUCAUUGUUGGAAACCUAUUGCUUUGAAGUCAUCUUUCUUGGAAACCUAUUGCUUUGAAGUCAACUUUGUUGGGCUGUCACUUGAUGUAGGCACACCAUUCAUUACGUUUGCAUUUUAGUUUUUAAAUUGAUGAAUAUAGAAAAUCUCAUUGCUGGUCUUGGAUGACCUUGACCUCACCUAACCUUAUGUGAUUAUCACCAUUUAAAAAAAAAAAUAUUUAUUUUUUUAAGAUGACAAAAAUGCUAGCAGAUGAUUUUUGUACACCUAAACAUGUAUCUGUAUAAUCAUUUUGGAUGGUCUGACUUGGAGCUUGCUAAAAUUGCAGCAAAAAAUCUUUUAACAAGUGACCGGUACCGGUAGUCUUUUAAAAAGUAAUCCUUAAUAGUGACACUAUCUACUUUGAUUAUUCUCUUACCUAUUUUUUUUUAUAUUAAAACCACUUAAAGUGUUAACACAUUUGGAUCUAUCUAUAGAUGAAUAUCAAUUUAGCUAUACCGUAGUUGAUGUGCCCAAAGCAAAUAUAAUUGUAAAGAGUAAGUUUGUGUUUUCAUUCAUAGGUACAAAUGUUAGUCACCUGAGUGUUUUAACAAAAGUGAAUUAUCAAAUAAAACAAGGUUUACACUAAACAAGUUGUUUGAGAGUAUAUUAAGUAAGUUGUUGAUGUCACAAACAAAUCAAGUACCACGUACUGGUACUGUGCUGGUGACCUAACCUUGAACUUCAUUUACACACACACAAAAUAAUAACUACUUGUCAACCGGCGGUGUAGCAUGCGCCGCUAUUUUGCAGGGCCGACAUUAGGCCACUGCAACCUAUGCGAUCGCAGUGGGCUCCGCACUUUUAUAGGACUCUUGCUAAUUUUAGGUGUAUAAAUUAUUAAAUUAAACCAUUUUAUAACAGAUUUCCCGCUGCCUCCUGUCGAUUUAUACAUAUCCCUACCCAAACUUGGCCCCGCGAAAUCCGUUUCGCAUAGGGCUCUACCACCGUUAAGUCCCGUUCUGCUAUUUAGUGACGGAUGAAUACUACUUCCCUCCCUCCCCUCUUUUGUUUUCAUCUCUUAAAUCACCCAGGAUGACUACCUCCGUCUGAGUUGCAAAAAUAAGAGAGAUCUUUCCAUGGUGUCCAAACUCUUUGAGUGUGCUCUGUCACCUUGAUAGUUACUACAGAGUAGAUUACUCCCCACCCCCCUUUUUUUUAACGUGAGGUAGAAAUUUAAAAAAAAGAGUGAUAUUUCUUCUUGUUUUGUGACUACAUGUUCUCCACCCCCCACCCCCUGUUUUCUCAUGGACUAUCCGCAGAAAUAAGAGAGUGAUCUUUCCUUUACUUCUCGUUUAAAUUGUUGAUGGAAGAAGAGAAUUAUAUAUAUAGAUUAUUCCUUGCUGUUAUUUUAUUGCUGUGCUACCUAAAAAAUUUAUUAUGUCACAUCCAAAGUCUCAAAUAUACUCAACAGACAUGUGCAUUAGAAGUGACUGCCAACAUAGUGUUGAUAGUGUUGAAUUUCUUUGACUAUUAGGCUUAAUUAAUAAAUGUUUAAUGUGAAUUCAACUCUAAUGUGUAAUUAUUCUUGUAGGAUUUAUGUAAUUAAAGUUUUUAUAACAUUCA